AAAAAAAAUAUUUUUAUUGCUGAUGCUAAUAAUCAUCGUAUUGUUGAAUGGAAAUAUAAUGCAAAGGAAGGACAAAUCAUUGCAGGUGGAAAUGGACAAGGAAAUCGAAUGGAUCAGUUGUAUCUACCAACAGAUGUGAUUGUUGAUUCACAAAAUUAUUUGAUCAUCAUUGCUGAUUUGGGUAACAGACGAGUGAUUCAAUGGUUGAAUCAAAAUCAACAAAUUUUGAUUGACAAUAUUGACUGCAAUGGCUUGGCAAUGGAUAAAAAUGGAUUUCUUUAUGUUUCUGAUUGGGUUAGGCAUGAAGUGAGACGGUGGAAAAUGGGAGAAUACAAUGAAGGAAUUGUAGUGGCAGGUGGAAAUGGACAAGGAGAUCAACUCAAUCAAUUCAGUAUUCCUACUUUUAUCUUUGUUGAUGAAGAUCAAUCUGUUUAUGUAACAGAUGCAGGUAAUCAUCGUGUGAUGAAAUGGAUAAAAUAUGCAAAAGAAGGAAGAAUUGUGGCUGGAGAAAACGAUGAAGGAGAAAAUCUCAAUUAA
Molecule: messenger RNA, 537 nt
Organism: Adineta steineri
Lineage: Eukaryota; Metazoa; Rotifera; Eurotatoria; Adinetida; Adinetidae
Source: the annotation of a GenBank genome assembly